Lolium rigidum is the source of this 1486-nucleotide messenger RNA. RefSeq names its product ATPase GET3B-like. Gene Ontology annotation, molecular function: ATP binding; ATP hydrolysis activity. The coding region runs from base 7 to 1122 and encodes 371 amino acids. NCBI's taxonomy places the organism in Eukaryota, Viridiplantae, Streptophyta, Magnoliopsida, Poales, Poaceae. The transcript has 11 exons. Gene Ontology annotation, biological process: post-translational protein targeting to endoplasmic reticulum membrane. The record is from RefSeq and is a predicted model, not a curated record. Gene Ontology annotation, cellular component: GET complex.
CCCCAAAUGGCGGCUCUCCUAAACCCUACGGCUCGGCGGCUCGCCGUCGCUGCCUUCCGCCGCCUUUCUACGCCGCCGGCGGUGGAGCCCUUCGUAGCCAACUGGAGCACCCAAGCAAGACACAAUUCCAGUCUGGUGGAGGUUAAUGGCGGAUUUGGUGAGAUGGUUUCCAGCACACAGAAGUACUACGUGUUCGGAGGCAAAGGUGGUGUUGGGAAAACAAGCUUGGCGGCAUCGCUCGCUGUGAAGUUUGCCAACCAUGGUGAACCGACGCUCAUAGUCUCUAUGCACCCAGCACAUUCACUGGGUGAUACACUCGAACAAGACCUGAGUGGCGGUAAAAUCGUACCUGUCACUGGAGUUGACUCUCUUUUUGCGGCCGAGAUUGGCCAUGUGGAUGCGAAGGAGGACUCUUCUAGUUUUGGAUCUUCAAUGCGUAACAUGCUGGGCAAGAUAGGGCUUGGAGUUCUUGCUGAUCCGCUGGGAAAAAAUAAGCUGCAUGAAAUGCUGAUGAAAACUCCUGGAUUGGGGGAAGGCAUUGCAAUUUCAAAGCUGAUACAAAUCGUCGAACUGCAAGAGAGCAAUAAAUUUAGGCGCAUUGUUUUGGAUACUGGGGCCACUGGGCAUACACUUAACCUUUUGUCUGCUGCUACUUUAAUGGAGAAGUUCCUCAGUAUGGCCAAUAAGGCUGCGAAUGUAGCAUCUUCAUACCCUGCUCUUAAAUCAGUUUUUGGGAAAGAGCAAAUAGAUCCUGCCAAGAUAGAGGAACUGAGGCAGCAGAUUGCCAGAGUACGUGAUCUUAUACAAGACCCACAGUUAACCGAAUUUCUCAUUGUGACGAUUCCUACGGUGAUGGCCAUUACAGAAUCAUCAAGGUUUCAUGCUUCUUUAAAGAAGGAUGGUGCGCCAGCAACAAGGCUUGUUGUAAAUCAAGUAUUGCCUUUAUCUGCCUCUGAAUGCAGAUUUUGCGCUGUAAAACGGAAGGAAGAAACAUGGGCCCUCAAUAUGAUAAGUGCGGAUCGUGAACUUGGUGGCCUAAAGCUAAUCCAAGCACCACUGCAGGAUGUGGAGGUCAAAGGCGUCCCUGCUCUCAGAUUCUUCAGUGAUGUGGUAUGGAAAUAGCUGCUAUGAUGUGUAGACAUGAUGGGAAUUCUGGUUUCUUAUCUGAAGCUGCAGGACAUUGGUAUGGGUGUAAUGUGCCAUGGCGGGGCUAUCCUAGAAAUCUCUAAAAAAGAUGAAAUCCCAGCAGGGUAUCAGUCUGUUCAGGCUGUAGAAGUAUUGAAGCUUGCCCCAUUACGUAGAAAUACUCGUGGGAAGCCUGGAACCGUUAGCUACCGCACUUGGGACACCAAAAAGUUUCAAGGGAAAAACUGUUCUCCUUUCUUGGUAUCUGGACAUUAUCCUGUGUGCAUAACUCAACAACUUGGGAAGAACCUAUUGUGAUCUUCAGUUUGCCCCCUAUUUUGUCAUAACUCAAACCAUUUAC